ACUUUCGACGUGAUUCACUAGGUCAGUUGGAGUGAGUGAUAUCUCUCAUCCAGAAACUUGAUUUUGCUCAAGUAAACAUGUUAUAAAGUAGACUUACCGUCAAUGUCUGCUUGAUGGUUUUCUGGAUCAGUUCGAAAUUUCAAUGAGUAGCAACGAGUGGCGAUAGAAUGCAAGCUCCAGUUGAUGGGUUUUAGUGUAAUUCUCUAUCAAAAAGAAGCAUGAAGAGGGUGGGAGCGUUGCUUGUGGUGAUCUUGAUCUUGCCCAAAUCAUUCGACGGAAAGAAACUUGGCCUGAAAGAAGCUGGCAACGGCAAAAGCAACUUCCAAUUGGAUUCCCCUGUGGAUAAAAAUGGUGACUCACCCAAACUGUUUCGAAAGGUCGCCACCCUUCAAGGUGGCUUAAAGAAGUUGCUCCUAGACAACCCAAAGUCAAAAAGAAGCAUUGGUUCAGAAAAUGUCGAUAAAGAAAUUGCCAUGUCAGAGUUGAAGGCUAUUCUGAUCAGUCUCUUGGAGGAUGAAAAGCUGCAUGAAGAGUCCAUGAAGACAAAUCGAACUGCUCGUCAAAUGUGCAAUUGCCCCGCUGGGCCACAAGGUUUCAAUGGUCAAUUGGGCCCCCCUGGUGUCCCUGGCCCGAGAGGCUCAACUGGAACACCCGGUACAGAUGGGACUCCCGGGGAGCCAGGUAAUCCUGGAGCAGAAGGCUUGGAAGGAUCGUCUGGAGUAAAAGGGCCCCCAGGACCCGAAGGACCCACUGGCAUGCCGGGACUCACAGGUGCUAGUGCAGAAAGUGGUAAACCUGGAACCAACGGAAAAGCGGGUCUACCAGGCGAUCCUGGUGAUCCAGGGCCCCCUGGUCCUGCUGGACCCCCCGGAGCACCGGGUCCUUUGGGGGCUGGAGGUGACCCAGGCGAUCCGGGGAGUGAAGGAGAAAUGGGGCGAGAUGGUGCGAUGGGUACCUUUGGUCCACCUGGAAAAGCAGGCAUCAAUGGAGCUCCAGGGGCUUUUGGUCCUGUGGGGAUGAUGGACCCCCAGGAGCAGUAUUGGCCAAGUUGGGUUGUCGGGAGCGCCGGGUCUUUCUGGAACCCCAGGAACAAAGGGAGAAAUGGAGAGAUGGGUCCUGAUGGCGGGGAUGGAGUUGCUGGUAAAGAUGGAUCGCCUGGUACUGAUGGAGGACCUGGACCCCAGGGUGGAUUGGGCCGAGAGGCACAAAAGGAGAAACUGGGGCAAGAAGGACCAACUGGACCACCUGGUCUUCAGGGUCCUAGAGGACCUAAUGGAGUUCCAGGAGUUCCAGGCUCACCUGGAAGGCCAGCGCACUCCGGACUCCCAGCAGCGAACGAAACCCUGGAAAUCCUGGAGAUGAAUGGAAUUAAAGGUCUUAAAGGGGUUGCUGGUAAAGAUGGAACAGAUGGUUCUAUGGGAACUCUUGGUGCCCCGGACCUCAAGGUCCUCGUGGACCUUUUGGCCCUCGCGGCGAUCAAGGCGAUAAAGGAGACGCUGGUCCUAAAGGUCCUGAUGGCCCACCUGGACAAGACGCGAUAUUGGAUAUUUAACCUGAUCUACUUCAGUUCGGCAGCGACUAUAAGCAGAGAAGGCCAACAACCUGCAGGUAAGACAAGAGCCCUUCUCAUAUUGAAUUUUAGAUCAUUAUGUUUUGAUCUUGUUUUUGUUAGGAUGAGAUCAUUGUGUGGAUGGUUGGUGUUGGUCCAGAUAAUACCCUGUUUAUGGGGCAAAGGAUUGGACUUGGAGAGUUUGAAGAUAUAUAUGCGUCAAAUUGAUGCUGGGAAUUCCGCACUUUCAGAAGAAAACCUGGCUGUUGCCAAAGAGAGCCUGGGUAACAUUUUGAACGAAAACUCAAAAACAAAGUGCGCAAGAAGCAACAAGGAAGAACAGAAAGUGUCGGCUGAGCUGAGAAAAGUAAUUGAAGUCUUGAUUGAAUACGGGAAAAUCGAAAAUCAAGCCACAGGUACGAAUCGCACAGCCCGCCAUCAUUGUCAAUGUAAUACUGGCCCCAUGGGCCCUCCCGGCGUAAAAGGUGGAAAAGGAUUGAUGGGUCUAAAGGGUCCCACAGGAUUGGCAGGAAUCCCUGGAAAUGAUGGAGCCCCGGGAAAACCGGGAACGCCCGGAAUAAAUGGUAUACCUGGGACCGCUGGAUCUCCAGGCGACCCAGGGCCCAAGGGACCAGCCGGUGUCAUGGGUAAAAACGGAUUACCAGGCGUACCCGGGAGCAAUGGAGCCCCAGGUGUUGUAGGCCCUACUGGGCCCCGAGGCCCAGCAGGCCCCAAGGGUCCGGCAGGAAUGAUGGGUUCCAUGGGAAACCCUGGACAAAUGGGAGCUUUUGGACUGCCCGGUGAUCCUGGAGCCCUAGGUGCUGUGGGAGAAAUGGGUGGUGACGGUUUAGCUGGACCUGAUGGACAAAUAGGUGCAAUUGGAGGUAGUGGACCCGUUGGAGUUCCCGGUCCGAGAGGAGCUCCAGGUCCCGAUGGACCAAAGGGGCCGCCCGGACAACCGGGUCUUUUGGGAAUUGUUGGUGAUCCAGGAGCUGUCGGCGAAAGAGGGGGUGACGGAACCGACGGAGAGGACGGAACACCGGGCAUGACUGGUGAGGAUGGCCAAAUGGGCCCGACAGGUCCACAAGGAGAUCCAGGGGAUCCAGGCGCCCUAGGAGAGCAAGGAGAGGAUGGCCCUGAUGGUGUUGAAGGUAACCCAGCUCCUCCAGGGAUUCCUGGAACACCUGGACUUAAUGGCAACCCAGGCAACAAUGGAAUUGAUGCACCUGAUGGUCCAAGAGGUUCCCCAGGUGAAAGCGGAGAUGUUGGGGAUCCUGGCUUGGAUGCAGCAGAUGGAGAGGAUGGCGAUCUGGGUGAAGCUGGGCCAAAGGGGGAGAUGGGGCCUCUAGGUCUCGAAGGCCCAGUUGGUGACCGGGGAGACAAAGGAGAACAGGGCGACCAAGGACCUAUGGGACAAGUUCUCACAUUUUGACAAUUUUCAACUUUGCUGCAUUAUUUGCAAGUUUUUUUUAUCUUUAACAUAACAAUCCAAGAGCAACAAUUAUGUCUGCAAUAAAACAGAAAAUUACU
Molecule: messenger RNA, 3079 nt
Organism: Tigriopus californicus
Lineage: Eukaryota; Metazoa; Arthropoda; Copepoda; Harpacticoida; Harpacticidae
Product: collagen alpha-1(I) chain-like
Source: RefSeq, a predicted model, not a curated record